Messenger RNA from Trametes versicolor FP-101664 SS1, 2382 nucleotides. Its product is annotated as OPT oligopeptide transporter. NCBI's taxonomy places the organism in Eukaryota, Fungi, Basidiomycota, Agaricomycetes, Polyporales, Polyporaceae. Gene Ontology annotation, molecular function: oligopeptide transmembrane transporter activity. Bases 1 to 2286 code for a protein of 761 amino acids. Gene Ontology annotation, biological process: transmembrane transport. The record is from RefSeq and is a predicted model, not a curated record. The transcript has 15 exons.
AUGUCCGACGCUGUCAACGCACUGCCGGAUAUCGACGAGAAGCACUCCGUCUCCGACGACUCCAUCGACAAGCAGGCGGUCGAUGGCCCCGAGCUCACCGACGAUGCCAUCAUGGCGAAGGAGGUUGAGGAGUUCGAGGAGCGUCUCCAGAACGACGAUGCAACUGAGGAAGAGUACCGGGUGCAGGAGGCAUACGAGGUCGCAAUUAAGGUCCUGUCCACUCGGGAUGACCCUGACCUGCCGUCGCUCACCUUCCGCACGUUCUUCCUCGGUCUCGGCUUCUCAGCCUUCGGAGCGGUAUUGGCGCAGAUCUAUUACUUUAAGCCGCAGACGCUGCUUGUCUCGACGCUGUUCCUGCUGGUCUUGUCAUACUGGUUCGGCAACGGCAUGGCGAUGCUUCUCCCUUCCAAGGGCAUCUUCCGCUGGAUCAACCCUGGUCCCUUCAACAUCAAGGAGCAUGUCGCGAUCAUCAUCAUGUCGUCCACGGCCGCAGUAUCGGCGACCGCAAUUCAGGUCAUCUCCGUUCAGGACUUGUACUACAACAACAAACUGAAUGCAGGUCUCGCGAUCUUCACUCUCAUUGGAUCGCAACUGCUGGGGUAUGGUUAUGCUGGCUUGUUGCAAGACAUGCUAGUCAAGCCUACAAAGUGUUUCUGGCCCUCUACAAUCUCCACUGCCAAUCUCUUCCAGGCACUUCACUUCGAUAACCAGAUGACGUCCAAGCGUGUGCGCCUCUUCUGGACCGUCUUCUGUGUCAUGUUUGUUUGGGAAAUCAUUCCGCAGUGGAUCUUUCCCCUCCUCACUGGCGUCUCCAUCUUCUGCCUGGCAAACAACACGAGCACGGUGUUCCGCAACGUCUUUGGUGGCGGCAGCAACAACGAGGGCAUGGGCUUGCUCUCCUGGAGCUUCGACUGGAAUCUCAUCGGCAGCGACUGCUUGUUCAACCCGCUCUGGCUUCAGAUCAACCAGGACAUUGGUAUCUUUUUCACCUACAUCCUCAUGGCUGGUGUGUACUACGGCAACCUGUGGAGAGCAAAAGACUUCCCCUUCAUGAGCCAGGCUAUUUUCGCUGAAGAUGGUACUCAAUAUAACCAAACCGCUCUCCUUACAAACGGCAGGUUUGACCCGGAGAAGUAUCAGGAGCUUGGGCCCGCGUUCUUCUCCGCCACCAAUGCUCUCUACCUCAUGACUUCGAACUUGUCCCUCGGAGCGACCGUCACCCACGUCUUCUUCUGGCAUUGGCAGGACAUCAAGCCGUUCCUGAAGACGUUCAACCCGUGGAACAAGACGCCGCUCGUCGUGCACGACCCGCACUACGAGAAGAUGAAGGUCUACAAGCAGAUCCCGCGCUGGUGGUACUUCGCGCUGCUCGCGUGCGCGUACGCGAUCGCGCAAGCGACGAACUACGGCGGGCACUCCGGGUUGCCGUGGUGGGCGCUCACAGUGAUCCUGCUCAUCUCGCUCGUGCUCUCGCUGCUGUUCGCGACGCUCGCAGCGACGAUCGGCUUCCGCGAGUUCAGCUCGUCCGCGAACGGCUUUUACCAGAUGAUCACCGCGUACAUGGUCCCCGGCCAGCCGAUUGCCAACAUGUACGGCGCGCUGUACGGCCAGCACCCGCAGGGACAGUGUAUCGCUAUGCUGGGCGACCUGAAGCUCGGCCAGUACGUGAAGCUCCCGCCGCGCGUCACGUUUUCUAUGCAGAUUCUGGGUACCGUCGUCGGCGCCAUCCUGAACUACGUCAUGAUGGUCACUAUCAUUGACUCCAACCGCGAAGCCCUGCUCUCUAUCUCUGGCACCCGCCUCUGGUCCGGGCAGAACGCGCAGAGUUACAACUCCAACGCUAUCUCAUGGGGUGGUCUUGGCCCCGAGAUGUUCGGCACAAACGGAGUGUACCACAUGGUACCUAUCUGCCUCGCCAUCGGCGUAUUCCUCCCGCUCCCCUUCAUCGCCGCCUGGUACAUGUGGCCCAAGGCCGGGUUCGAGAACUUCAGCACACCGAUCAUCCUGCAGUACUCCUGUGUGCUCUCCGUCGGCGUGAACACGCAGGUGAACCCGGGCAUGGUGAUCGGCCUCUUCUCGCAGUGGUGGGUGCGCACGCGCUACCCGCGCUGGUUCACUAAGUACAAUUACAUCUUGGCCGCGGCGCUGGAUGGUGGCACCCAGGUCAUCUCGUUCAUCCUGAACUUCGCCGUGUUCGGCGCGUCCGGAACGCCGCACGCCUUCCCGGAGUGGUGGGGCAACGACCUCAGUCUGUCCGCGGACCGAUGUGCGCUUCCAGAUAACUAGUGCUGAUCUGUGGGGUCUUGUAUUUUUGUACGUUUAGGUAGCGUGUUUCAGGGUGCGAAUAGGAGAAGGUCGCUGUUCACCACUCUUUGAAAACUC